Paraglomus brasilianum is the source of this 1428-nucleotide messenger RNA. The record is from the annotation of a GenBank genome assembly. NCBI's taxonomy places the organism in Eukaryota, Fungi, Glomeromycota, Glomeromycetes, Paraglomerales, Paraglomeraceae.
AUGAGUGACGUAGAAUUGAGCGAUUUUGUCGACGAUGGAGGAAAGAACCAAAAAUCAGGCGAAACGCCAACGAAAGAAGACUUGAGCAAGCUACGACGUGUGGCCGACCGUAUCCCCAUGACUGCUUGGUACAUUGUUGCUUGCGAACUCUGUGAAAGGUUUACUUACUAUGGCGUACAAGGGCCGAUGCAAAACUACAUACAAUUUCCCCCUCAGCCAAAACCAGGCGGUCAACCGGGUGUAUCACUCCCCGGGUUGGUCAUUGCUAUCAUAAUUAUUGGUAUUGGAACCGGAGGCAUCAAGAGCAACGUUGGGCCGAUGGUAGCUGAUCAAUACAGACCAAAGCAUCCAUAUGUAAAAGUGCUUCCAUCGGGAGAGAGAGUUAUUGCUGAUCCCAGACUUACGGUUCAGACGAUAUUCGCAUGGUUUUAUCUUGCCAUUAACAUUGGUGGACUUUCGCCGAUAUUAACGACGCUAGUCGAAAAGCAUCACUCGUUCUGGUUGGCGUAUUUGAUUCCUACAAUCAUGAUGGUUUUUGGUAUACUCAUAUUUAUCAGCGGACGGAGAGCUUAUUAUAAAGCGCCACCUAGCACGUCUGUAAUCGCAGAUUCGUUUAGCGUAAUGAAAGUUGCUUUUGUGCGAGGAAAGAGUUUGGAAAAUGCAAAGGCUUCCAAUGUUCCUGUUAACCUUCAUGCAAAAUAUCGAGUGAAUUGGGACGAUAAUUUUGUGAAUGACUUGAAAUCUGCUCUAGAAGCAUGUCGUGUGUUUGUUUUCUAUCCUAUUUAUUGGUGUUGCUAUAAUCAGAUGUAUAAUAAUUUAAUUAGUCAAGCGGCAACUAUGAACACUGGAUCACUGCCGAAUGACAUUAUGAACAACUUUGAUCCUCUCACUCUACUCUUUAUGAUUCCCUUGUUCGAGAAGGUCAUAUACCCGUUCCUUAGAUCAAAGGGUCUUCCUCUAAAACCAGUUACGAGAAUUUUCAUUGGCUUCUUAUUGAGUGCGGUUGCUAUGGGAUAUGCAGCAGUAUUGCAGAGAGUCAUAUACAACAAAGGUCCAUGUUAUGACCACCCGCUUUGCAAUAACGUUCCUAAUGAUAUAAGCGUUUACUGGCAAAUCCCAGUCUAUGUAAUUGUUGCCAUAUCAGAAAUUUUCGCUUCUAUCACGGGUUUAGAAUAUGCUUACCAGAAGGCUCCACCGUCAAUGAGGUCUCUAGUUACAGCAUUAUUCCUAACAACAACAGCAUUCGGAUCAAUCUUGGGAUAUGCAAUAGUUCCUUUGGCUGUAGAUCCCUACCUUCCCUACAUGUAUUCUCUGUUGGCCGGUAUUAUGGUCAUUACUGCUUGUGUAUUUUACUCGUUAUUCAGAAAGUAUGAUCUUCAAGAGGAGUUUGAAGAAGAGAUAACGGAAAAGGAAAUUCUUGAAUAUUAA